AUAAAAUGUGUGCGCAUCGUCACAAACGAAAUUAGAUCAUAGUGCGAAGUCGGAGCUCGCGGACACACAUUUUUUGUGUUCCUCCCGCGGAAACAAACGCUAGCCAGUAGCGUGUUAUUUCGAGAGGUGGACAUUGAGAGCAGUUUAGAGCAAUGGAAGCGUUAAAUGCAGCCUUUGUUGGAGAUGACGGCAAAACGGUGGUGAUUGAUAGCAUCCCGUCUUCUACGGUGCAACUAACGCCGUUGAAGCCGGAAAUUGAUUACUCAACAGCAAGAAAAAGGCCGCAGAUUGGAGCUGCUCUGGCUGCUGCUUUUAGUGCGUUCCUUUUGGGAACGACGCUCGGCUGGUCGUCACCUGUUCAACCACAACUGCAACAAAUUGCUGGCGCAAAUGAAACCACUUUGAAAAUGAUGUGGAACAUACGUCUCGAUGAUGACCAAAUGUCGUGGGUUGGUUCACUGUUGAAUAUCGGGGCGCUUUUCGGAGCCCUUUGCGGAGGAUUCCUGAUGGACACGUUCGGACGUCGUUUCAUCCUUAUGACGAUGACAUCACCUUAUAUCAUUGGCUGGCUAAUGAUUAGCCUCGCAAUCGAUUCAAGUAUGCUCUAUGUCGGUCGAAUUAUUGUGGGAUUUUCCGGUGGAGUCUGUUCAGCUAUUGCACCUUGCUACAUUGGUGAGAUCUCAACUCCGACUAUGCGAGGAAUAGUUGGAUUUUUCUUCUCGGUCAAUCUUGCGUCUGGUUUACUAGUUACUAGUCUGAUGGGAUUGUGGAUGGACUGGCGAUGGAUAUCGGUGAUUUGCACGAUCGAGCCAAUCGUUUUCUUGAUUGGCUUAAUCUUUAUUCCAGAAUCUCCGUACUAUUUGAUUAAGAAAGGACGGCAAGAUGAUGCGUGCGGAGCUCUUUGUUGGCUACGAGGUUCUAGUUACAACAUCAAAUCGGAAUUGUAUCAGAUAGAAUGCCGUGUACAAGAGGAUGACAAAGAAGCUUAUCAGCUCUCUGAUCUCUAUCAGCCGUGGUUGCUUAAACCUAUUCUGAUUGGCGUAGUUUUAAUGACGCUGCAGCAAUUCUCGGGUCUCAACGCUUUGUCAUUUAAUGCGGCCGAGAUUUUCAGGGUGGCAGAUUUCACUUUUAACCGUCUCAUUUGCGUAGUCAUUAUCAACGCCGUACAGGUUUUAUCUGUUGUCUUUUCUUCUACGGUUCUGGUCAAAACAUUCAACCGCAGGCUAUUGUUCAUCACCUCAGAAGGAUUAGCUUGUCUUUCAAUGCUUUGCAUGGGUCUUUUCUUUUUCAAUUUGGACACGUCAAAUGCUCAGAUGAUGGCCCACUUCAAAUGGGUUCCGUUGACAUCGAUGAUCGUCUUUUUCGCCGCCAUCGGCUUAGGUUUAGGAGCUUUGCCGUGGCUCAUAUCCAGCGAAAUUCUACCGCCAAGAUUUCGAGGACCCGGUAGUUCGAUUAUUGCCUUCACCAAUUUUGCAAUGUCGUUUGCAGUCACCAAGACAUUCGUGGACAUGCAGCGAGUGAUGACGCACGCCGGUGUGUUUUGGUUUUACGCAGGUGUCUCAUUCAUUGGCAUUCUGUUUGGCUUGUUUCUACUGCCGGAAACUAAAGAUCGAACAUCGAAUCAAAUCCAAGCUGCUUUUAAAACCAAUGGUACUUAAAUCUUCUUUUGUGCGCACAGCACUCAAAAGGGUUCCUAUCAAAUUUCAAAAGUAAUUAUAUUUGUAAAUUGAAUACAUUUUUUUAAUGGUGCAAACAAA
Daphnia magna is the source of this 1757-nucleotide messenger RNA. RefSeq names its product solute carrier family 2, facilitated glucose transporter member 8. Bases 153 to 1658 code for a protein of 501 amino acids. Gene Ontology annotation, molecular function: sugar transmembrane transporter activity. Gene Ontology annotation, biological process: transmembrane transport; carbohydrate transport. The transcript is spliced from 7 exons. The record is from RefSeq and is a predicted model, not a curated record. Lineage: Eukaryota; Metazoa; Arthropoda; Branchiopoda; Diplostraca; Daphniidae. Gene Ontology annotation, cellular component: membrane.